CCUUCUUCCCCACAACCCUUUGGAUCCCUUUCUCUUUCUUCUUUCAACGUUCAUUUUGCACAGGCCGCAGGACGACCUUGGAACCUCCUUUCCUUCAGCACACACAUAGCACUCGCUCUCACGACCUGAUACCCUUUGCAUCGACAAUACCAUGUUCUUUUCUCGCCUCUCCCUCUUCUCCGCGCUGGCGGUCGUUUUUGUCGGCCAGGUUGCUGCCGCACCGAUGCCCAUGCCCGCAAGCAAAGGCCGCGUCGGCCAUGCUGGCGGUGCCAAACGCGAGCCGGACUUCGCUCCCCUUGAUAUCAUCCCUGCGUAUGUCAAGCGCGACGUUAACACCAUCCCCGCGCAAUCUGCGACAAAGUCGCCCGAUGGCACCAUCGAACUCUUCGGUAAACGGGAACCGAUGAGCGUUAACACUAUCCCAGCUCAAUCUGCGACGAAGUCGCCAGAUGGUACCAUCGAACUAUUCGGCAAGCGCGACCCUAUGAGUGUCAACACUAUUCCCGCUCAGUCUGCAACCAAAUCACCAGACGGGACCAUCGAACUGUUCGGCAAGCGCGACCCAAUGAGCGUUAACACUAUCCCUGCUCAGUCCGCGACAAAGUCACCAGACGGGACCAUCGAACUGUUCAGCAAACGCGACCCUAUGAGCGUUAACACCAUCCCCGCACAGUCUGCGACAAAGUCGCCCGACGGCACCAUCGAGCUCUUCGGCAAACGAGAGCCGAUGAGCGUUAACACUAUUCCAGCUCAGUCUGCGACAAAGUCACCAGACGGGACCAUCGAACUGUUCAGCAAACGCGACCCAAUGAGCGUUAACACCAUCCCCGCUCAGUCUGCAACAAAGUCGCCCGACGGCACCAUCGAACUCUUCGGUAAACGGGAGCCGAUGAGCGUCAACACUAUUCCAGCUCAGUCUGCGACGAAGUCGCCUGACGGCACCAUUGAGCUCUUCUGAACGGUGUUCUGACGUCUCGGAGAGAGGAGGCAGCUUGACUUAUCGGCAUUUUAUCGAUGAUCGAGUUAUUACGGACGUUUCAGUUAGUGCAUUGAUGAUGGACGCUGGUUCCUACACACUCUUGCUUGCGAGAUGGACGUUGUUUUGUACUCUUCUUUUCUUAUUUCUACGCCCGACUUUUGCCUCGUGCGUUGAUCCGCAUUUUUUCGUCAUUCUUUGUCGUGCUGUUUAGAAUCAGAGUGCUUAGAGUCUGGGAGAUCGUUUAUUGUGUGACUCGUGAGACACAUCAUCA
Stereum hirsutum FP-91666 SS1 is the source of this 1250-nucleotide messenger RNA. RefSeq lists its product as uncharacterized. The transcript is spliced from 4 exons. The record is from RefSeq and is a predicted model, not a curated record. NCBI's taxonomy places the organism in Eukaryota, Fungi, Basidiomycota, Agaricomycetes, Russulales, Stereaceae. Bases 152 to 958 code for a protein of 268 amino acids.